AUGCCAUCGUUUCUGUUCGUUGUUGAUCUUUUCGAGUUCGAUGCGGCGGCAGCAGCAGCGUCUCCUCGCGCCCAGCCCGUCGUCAAGAGCAGCUGCCGCUACGAGAAGAUCGAGGCGGUCGGCGCGGGCGCCUUCGGCGUCGUGUACCGGGCCCGGGACCGCCGCACCGGCGAGAUCGUGGCCAUGAAGUGCCUGAACGCGGACGACUUCGACGACGGCCGCCUCGGCUCCAUGUUCGCCGACGAGGUCGGCGCGCUCGAGGCUUGCCGCGGCGUCCCGUGCGUCGUGCAGCUGCGCGACGCCUGCCGCCGCGAUCCGGCCACCGGCGAGGCCUUCAUCGUCAUGGAGUUCAUCGGGCCGGCGCUCAGCGACGCCGCGAGGGGCGGCGGCGGCGGCGCGCGGCAGCUCCUCGCUGGCGCCGCGGGCAUGCACGCCGCCGGCCUCAUGCACCGGGACCUGAAGCCCGACAACGUCCUCGUCGACGCCCGCGGCGGCGGCCUCAAGAUCGGCGACCUCGGCAAGUCGCGUGCCGUCGCCGUCGCGUUCCAGGAAGUGUAG
Molecule: messenger RNA, 558 nt
Organism: Panicum virgatum (switchgrass)
Lineage: Eukaryota; Viridiplantae; Streptophyta; Magnoliopsida; Poales; Poaceae
Product: putative cyclin-dependent kinase F-2
Exons: 1
Coding region: 1-558 (185 amino acids)
Biological process (GO): protein phosphorylation; regulation of mitotic cell cycle
Cellular component (GO): nucleus
Molecular function (GO): cyclin-dependent protein serine/threonine kinase activity; ATP binding
Source: RefSeq, a predicted model, not a curated record